Messenger RNA from Lacerta agilis (Sand lizard), 2087 nucleotides. It is a transcript of the gene TMEM25, whose product is annotated as transmembrane protein 25. The coding region runs from base 1 to 1611 and encodes 536 amino acids. The record is from RefSeq and is a predicted model, not a curated record. Lineage: Eukaryota; Metazoa; Chordata; Lepidosauria; Squamata; Lacertidae. The transcript is spliced from 7 exons. Gene Ontology annotation, biological process: negative regulation of excitatory postsynaptic potential.
AUGGGGUGGGGGCAGCCGGCAGAGGCGCCUCCCCCUCCCCGUUCUCUGGAAAAGCUCGCGGCCGACAGCCCAUUUUGCCCUCGAGGGUUUGCUACGAAGCAAAUCAUCUCCGCCCGCCUCCGAAGCGUGGUCGUCGGCCAAGAAGAAGGUGAGGCUCCCGCCGCUGCCUCCCGCACACACGGCGGAGCGAAGGAUCCAGACCGGGAUUGCCAAGGAGCUCACGUGAAGGAGGAGGCGGAGCGGCGGCUCUUGCCGGCCAAUCAUUGCAGCCGCAGCCUCGACGGGACCGGUCUGCGCGGUGCAGCCUCCGCAGUGUGGGGAGCCAGAACACAGCGGGCCCCGCGUCCUGCCAGCUGGAGCGCAUCAAGGUCGUCUCUUCGGAGCGCCUGCCUGCUUCCCGGCCGGCGGCCAAGGAGGCGUAUGGCGCCCGGCAGCCCCCUGCCCGCCCUGCUGCUGCUGCUGCUGCUGCUCCCCCCGCCAGGCCUUGCCGAGCCUGAGACCACCAUCGACGGGCGGGCACUGUCGUUCAGCAACCUGCAGGAGGCGGAGAGCCGGGCCUUCACCUGCCUUUCCGCGGCGCCCAGCCUGGCCUGGUACCUCAACGGCGAGCGGCAGGAGACCAGCGGUUCCGGUAGGUUCCUGGCCACGGGCGACGGCGGCAGUGGCAGUGGCAACGGCGGCGCCUUCGAGGAGAGCAGCAGCAGCACCUUCGUGGUGACAGCGCGGCGCUUGGAUCGCCAGCUCAACUGCUCGGCCACCGACCCGGCCACGGGCCACGUCUCCAACGCCUCCGUGCUCCUCAACGUACAGUUUAAACCAGAAAUCGUGAAGAUGGAUGCCCACUAUGAAGAGGCGAGGGAGCCUGGACUCCUCCUGGUGCUCUUUGUGUUGGUCCAAGCCAACCCCCCUGCCAACAUCACUUGGGUGGACCAGGAUGGGCAGGUGAUGGUGAACACCUCCAACUUCCUCAUUGUGGACACCAAAACCUACCCCUGGCUCACCAACCACACCGUGCAAGUGCAGCUCAGCAGCCGGUCCCAGAACUUCUCCUUCAGCGCCUCCAAUGAUGUGGGCAUCAUCAACUCCUCUAUUCCGCUGCCCGGUUUCCUGGACACCCGCAUUGAGCUCUCCCUUCUGGUGCUUGUGGUGGGGUGUGUGGCGGCCCUGGCAACUGUCCUGGGCCUUGGUGGUCUCAUCAGCUGUGCCAUCUACCGGCAGGGCAAGAAGGCGGCAGGUAGGUGCAGGGGAAGCCAAGCAGGAUUCUGCCUCUCCCCCUGCCAGGACUGGCCCUCCCCAAUUCUUUUUCUUCACCCUGCAGGACUUGCCCCACCAGCGCCGCUGCCUCUGAGUGACUCCAACAACCUGAGGCCAAGGGCAGCACGGCUUCCCCGGGCAAAUAUGUCCCUCCCUUCCAACCUACAGCUCAACGACCUCACCCCCGAGACCAAAGCCAAGGUCAGGAUGGAACAAGCUGCAGCGGAACAGGAGGAAGAGGCCCGCUCUGAGCCAGAGAACAACUUCGCCCUUGUAGAAAGAGGUUUUGGCCGAUACCCUAUGGUUGGAUACAUCUACAGAGCUUCCAGCAUGAGCAGUGACGAGAUCUGGCUGUGAGGGCUGUUGCUGCACCCACCAGCAGGCACAAAGAGCAGCAGCGGAAGUCCUGAAGAGGCGGACUUCCAAGGCAGCUUGAACUGCAGGGAUGGGGCCUUGCACCUCUAAAGCAAGAUCCCAUGUGUGAGGCCCCGGUGCCUGAAAGAAGGAUAUUGACUGUGGUUCAAGGAAGACCUGCAGCUGCCAAGGGCUCCCCCACCCCCAAGCUGCAGUACAUCUCUAGGCCCACCAAGUGACUCGUGUUCCCCUGAAGAACAUCCCUCCCACAAUAGCCAUCGGUUGGCCCACUCCUCCUUCCUCUUCCCAACCUCAGGGGUGGCUCAAUCUGCAUGUGAUGGCUCUUCCUUGGCAUGAAGGGAGCCAGCCAGGGCACUGGGAAACUGGCAAGCCCCGGCGCAGGUGCUGCUGCUGCCAACUGAGCUGAAGCAUGCUGCUUUCUAGCUUCUGCACUUUACAAAUAAAUGGCUGUGAUCAAA